Aspergillus aculeatinus CBS 121060 is the source of this 942-nucleotide messenger RNA. RefSeq names its product DUF3431 domain-containing protein. Lineage: Eukaryota; Fungi; Ascomycota; Eurotiomycetes; Eurotiales; Aspergillaceae. Bases 1 to 942 code for a protein of 313 amino acids. The record is from RefSeq and is a predicted model, not a curated record. The transcript is spliced from 4 exons.
AUGUUGCAGAGACGGCAGUUCCGCUGGCCCAAACGCCGCACUGCCGCCUUUGGAAUUUUGGCUCUGCUAGUGGUCUCCAGUCUCUCGUGGUACCUUGGUCGUGGUAAUUCUCCACGUUCCAAUGGUAUCAACCCCGUGCAUGAGCAAAUAGCCAGAUACACAGACACUUACAACAAUGCAACGAAUGAGAUCGGCUUGGUAUUAGCAGCGAGGAAGCACGAAGAUCUAAACUGGGUGCUGGAAUACAGUAGGGAUCACGGGACAAUUCCAUUUGUCUACACCACCGAUGCCAAGCCGGCGCCUCAUCUUUUGACUCCGCGUACGAUUCGUGGCCGCGAGGCCACCGCCUACCUCUCCUUUGUCAUCGACUAUUACGACAGACUGCCAAGUUACACCUUCUUCGUACAUUCCGAUCAUGACCAGUGGCAUAAUGACCUAUUUGGCCCCCAUACCGGGCCAAUUCUGCGCAAUCUCCGCUUAGAGGCUGUCGAUGCGCGAGGUUAUCUCAACCUCCGAUGUGAGCAUGAUCCCGGCUGUCCAACAAGUGUUCAGCCGUGGAGCCCGUCAAACCUCGAUAGAAAAAACCAUGAUAUCCGCGCCUAUUUUGCCGAGGUGUACCAAGUACUGCUUGAUGUUCCUGCCGACCAAGUUCCAGAGCAGAUUGGAAAUGUCUGUUGUGCUCAAUUUGCUGUUAGUCGGGCGCGAAUUCUUCAACGGCCCCGAUCCGACUACGAGCGCAUGUUACGCUGGGCGGAUGAAACAAAGCUGACAGACAGUUUUGGAGUUGGAUGGGUCUUCGAAAAGAUUUGGCACAUCAUCUUCGGGAUGGAGGCUAUAUAUUGCCCUCGAUAUGAACAAUGUCGGUGCGACGCGUAUGGCUGGUGUGGACCUUUGAUCUCGGGUGAGACUCUAACAGCAGUGCGAGCAAAUCAGACGUUAUGA